CGGCUCCGCCCCGAGCAUCCCGAGCCGACCCGACUGCGCCCGGCAGAGCCGCAGGGUGAGUGUCAUGGCCGCUUCCGAGCAGCGCCAGCCCGGGGAGCUGCUGGCCAAGGCCCGGAGAGCCUUCCUGGAGGAGUUCGGGGCCGAGCCCGAGCUGGCCGUGUCGGCCCCGGGCCGCGUCAACCUCAUCGGGGAGCACACGGACUACAACCAGGGCCUGGUGCUGCCCAUGGCGCUGGAGCUUGGGACUGUGCUGGUGGGCAGCCCCCGGGCAGAUGGGCUUAUCUCCCUCCUUACCACCUCUGAGGAUGCCGACGAGCCCCGCCGGCUGCAGUUUCCCCUGCCCACAACCCAGCGGCCACUGGAGCCUGGGGCCCCCCACUGGGCCAACUACGUCAAGGGAGUGAUUCAGCACUACCCAGCUGCCCCCCUCCCUGGCUUCAGUGCAGUGGUGGUCAGCUCAGUGCCCCUGGGGGGUGGGCUGUCCAGCUCAGCAUCCCUGGAAGUGGCCACGUAUACCUUCCUGCAGCAGCUCUGCCCAGACUCGGGGACAGUAGCCGCCCGGGCCCGGGUGUGUCAGCGGGCUGAGCACAGCUUCGCAGGGGUGCCCUGUGGCAUCAUGGACCAGCUCAUCGCACUGCUGGGGCAGAAAGGCCACGCGUUGCUCAUUGACUGCAGGUCCCUGGAGACAAGCCUGGUGCCGUUGUUGGAUCCCAAGCUGGCUGUGCUCAUCACCAACUCCAACGUCCGCCACUCUUUGGGCUCCAGCGAGUAUCCCCUGCGGCGGCGCCAGUGUGAAGAAGUGGCCCGGGCGCUGGGCAAGGAGAGCCUUCGUGAGGUGCAGCUGGAGGAGCUGGAGGCUGGCAGGGAGCUGAUGAGCGGGGAGGCCUUCCGGCGGGCGCGGCACGUGGUGGGCGAGAUCCAGCGCACAGCCCAGGCAGCAGCCGCCCUGAGCCGCGGCGACUACAGAGCCUUCGGCCGCCUCAUGGUGGAGAGUCACAACUCGCUCAGGGAUGACUACGAGGUGAGCUGCCCCGAGCUGGAUCAGCUGGUGGAGGCUGCGCUCUCUGCGCCCGGGGUUUAUGGCAGCCGCAUGACAGGCGGUGGCUUUGGUGGCUGCACGGUGACCCUGCUGGAGGCCUCUGCCGCUUCCCUAGUGAUGCAGCACAUCCAGGGGCAGUACAGCGGGACCGCCACCUUCUACCUUUCCCAGGCGGCCGACGGCGCCCAGGUGCUGUGCCUGUGAGGCCUUCCCAGGCCGGCCCACGGCAGGCCUGCCCUCCAACCUGGGUGCUCAAUAAACUUGUAUUACCUCUG
This is a messenger RNA of Globicephala melas (long-finned pilot whale), 1314 nucleotides long. RefSeq names its product galactokinase 1 (gene GALK1). Gene Ontology annotation, molecular function: galactokinase activity; ATP binding. NCBI's taxonomy places the organism in Eukaryota, Metazoa, Chordata, Mammalia, Artiodactyla, Delphinidae. Gene Ontology annotation, biological process: carbohydrate phosphorylation; galactose metabolic process. The record is from RefSeq and is a predicted model, not a curated record. Gene Ontology annotation, cellular component: cytosol; cytoplasm.